AUGGACAAAGUAAGGAUAUCAGACGAAGAUGUUGUUUGCCUGGCCAGUAAGCAGCAAAUUCCUAAUAAUUUAGACUUGAAGAACAUGAAGGACUCGAACAAUAGUGCUUAUUAUAGAACUAAACUUGUUAACAUUUAAAUCGUAAUGUUAGAGAACACUCUUUUUAGGAGGGGAGUGUGUGACGUGACCAAUUUAGAUCACUCUGUCUUGGGUACGCUGUAGAAAGACAGUCACGUGACGAAGCAGCAUGCUUGAAUUUUGUACUUUUGACUAGUUUUAUAAAAACGAUAUUUAAACCGACAAAAUGUAGUAUUUCGCGUAAUAGUUGAACGGGUAACAACAAUACCCAUGUUCUCGUAAAACAGUAUGAACACCUCUUCCAGGGUGUUAGCAAGAUACGUGAUGUUGAAAUAAAGCUCCACGUCAAUCCUAAUGUUCCACCUAUUGCACAACCAGAGAGGAGAAUUCCUUUCUACCUGAGAAACAAAGUUGCCGAAGAAUUAAAGCGACUUGAGGAAAAUGAUAUUAUCGAAGAUGCAACUGGCCCAACACCAUGGGUGAGCCCAAUCGUUGCUGCACCAAAACCGAAAAAUAUCAACGAAGUUCGUGUGUGUGUAGACAUGCGGCUUCCCAAUCGUGCCAUCCAUCGCGAACGACACCCUUCACCUACUGUUGAUGACAUCAUUCACUCACUUAAUGGUGCCAAAAAGUUCAGCAAGCUCGAUCUGCGAUCUGGAUACCAUCAACUCGUCCUUGCGCCAGAAUCAAGACACAUCACAACCUUUGCUACUCACAAGGGACUAAAACGAUACAAGCGUUGGCACUUCAUCAGCCGCUGA
Molecule: messenger RNA, 839 nt
Organism: Paramuricea clavata
Lineage: Eukaryota; Metazoa; Cnidaria; Anthozoa; Malacalcyonacea; Plexauridae
Source: the annotation of a GenBank genome assembly